This is a messenger RNA of Salarias fasciatus (jewelled blenny), 507 nucleotides long. Its product is annotated as anterior gradient protein 2 homolog. The coding region runs from base 1 to 507 and encodes 168 amino acids. NCBI's taxonomy places the organism in Eukaryota, Metazoa, Chordata, Actinopteri, Blenniiformes, Blenniidae. Gene Ontology annotation, cellular component: endoplasmic reticulum. The record is from RefSeq and is a predicted model, not a curated record. The transcript has 8 exons.
AUGACCAGAGCAGCCGCGUCCCUGGUCCUGGUGGCCCUGUCCUCCACCUUUGCUAAAUAUGUCCCCAAAUCUGGCCAGAGGAUCCCUCAGUCGCUGUCUCGAGGUUGGGGCGACCAGCUGAACUGGGCUCAGACGUACGAGGAGGCUCUGUCCUUGUCUCAGUCCACGAACAAGCCUCUGAUGGUCCUGUUCCUCCUGGAGGACUGUCCUCACAGCCAGGCACUCAAGCGGGCCUUGGCUCACGACGAUGAGAUCCAGAGGAUCCUGGACGAGGACUUCGUGGUCCUCAAUGUGACUCAGGAAAUCGCAGAUCAAAACUUCUCCCCUGAUGGAAAGUAUGUUCCCAGGAUCGUCUUUGUGGACCCCUCCAUGACGGUGAGAGACGACAUCAUUGGACGCUACUCCAACCGCCUAUACGGCUAUGAAGCAGAAGAUAUGAAUGUCUUGCUGGAAAACAUGAAGAAGGCCAUGAAGCUCCUUAAAGCCAAAUCAAACGGUGCAGAGUAG